AUGUCGCGUGUGCCAUUUCUUGCUUCUCUUGAUUACAAUUUAAAUAAACGCGACAAAGAUUGGAUUUCUCAUCAGCUACCAAAGGAAAGCAUUGAAAUACCCCGUGAACAUUUACCUGAUCCGGAAACUGAAAACCUUCCAUCAAGCGUUAGUUUUCGUCAAGAAUCAACAGCCGAGUUGGAAAAACGUUGGACUGAUACAGGAAUUGACCGUAUAUUCCUGAAUCGUCCAAGACCGUCACGUAUUUGA
This is a messenger RNA of Brugia pahangi, 249 nucleotides long. The record is from the annotation of a GenBank genome assembly. NCBI's taxonomy places the organism in Eukaryota, Metazoa, Nematoda, Chromadorea, Rhabditida, Onchocercidae.